This is a messenger RNA of Taeniopygia guttata (zebra finch), 771 nucleotides long. NCBI's taxonomy places the organism in Eukaryota, Metazoa, Chordata, Aves, Passeriformes, Estrildidae. The record is from RefSeq and is a predicted model, not a curated record.
AUGUACCUGGGUUCCUUUAUUUUUUAUUUGUUUUCAGACCAGUUGCAAUGUGAAGUGGCUGUACUGGCUCCACCAACUGGAGAUGAAGCUUGUAGCUCUUUGAUCGGAGGCUUCGCCAGACCCUGGACGGCACUACCUCGGGACGAGACCCAAGCGGUGACUUCAGCGCAGGCAGCCGAGAACCGCCGACAGGCAGAGGAGCGCCCCGAGGGUCACCGCCAGCGCCGAUCGGCCGCUGCCAGCCGCGGCCUCCGGAGGCACAGCGGCCCUCCCCGCGGCUUCCCCUCAAAGUUCCCGGCGGACCCUCCUGCACCUAGCCCUGCUGCGGCUCCCCGCCGCGCCCGGCGCUCCCCCGGCGGACGGGGCGGCGCGGCGGCACCUCCCCCGGCCCUGCCCAGCCCUGCCCGGCCCGGCGGAGGCGGUGGGCGGCUCCCGUGGCCGUGGCAUAAACCGGCGGCCCCUCCCGCCGCCGCCGCUGUCCCCGCUGGACGGCGGGGAGGCGAGCGGCGCUGCCCGGGGAUCGGGGCGGAGGCUGCGGCUGCUCUCCGGCGGAGGGGCUGCGCCCGGCGGCGGCGGCGGCGGGCCGGGAGCUGCGGGGCACGGGCGCGCCGGCGGCUGCCGCGGCCUCGCUCGCACGGCGGCAGCGGCGGGAGGCUCCGCCGGGCUUCCCCAUUGUCUGCCCGCGGGCGGAGGGCUGCGCUGCCCGCACGCCCCCCACCCUCGCCUUUGUGUGCUCCGGCCGGCGGCGGGGCGGCGCGGCGCCCGCCGUGA